Chiroxiphia lanceolata (lance-tailed manakin) is the source of this 4362-nucleotide messenger RNA. RefSeq names its product ALG13 UDP-N-acetylglucosaminyltransferase subunit (gene ALG13). Gene Ontology annotation, biological process: dolichol-linked oligosaccharide biosynthetic process. Gene Ontology annotation, molecular function: hexosyltransferase activity. The record is from RefSeq and is a predicted model, not a curated record. NCBI's taxonomy places the organism in Eukaryota, Metazoa, Chordata, Aves, Passeriformes, Pipridae. The transcript is spliced from 29 exons. Bases 101 to 3709 code for a protein of 1202 amino acids.
CCUGCCCCUCAGCGCGGCCGCCAUUUCGGGGAGCGCCGAGCCGGGCGCGCGGCGCCCUCUGGUGGCCUCGCGGCCAGCCCGGAGCCGCCGGUCGGUGGCCAUGAAGUCCGUGUUCGUCACCGUGGGCACCACCAGCUUCGACGAGCUGAUCGCGACCGCCCGCUCCCCGCCGGCGCUGCAGGCGCUGCAGAGCCGCGGGUACCAGAAGGUGGUGCUGCAGGUGGGUCGGGGAGCGCUGCAGCCGCCGCUGCCCAGCGGCAGCGCGGCCCUGGAGGUGGAAUCGUUCCGCUUCAAGGACUCGCUGGCAGAGGACCUGCGGAGCGCCGACCUGGUCAUCAGCCACGCAGGUGCAGGUAGCUGUCUGGAGACUCUAGAAAAAGGAAAACCACUAAUAGUAGUAAUAAACGACAGGCUGAUGAACAACCAUCAGCUUGAACUGGCCAAACAGCUCCACAGAGAUGGGUACGUCCUCUGCUGUAACUGCAGCACUCUUGUGGAGACACUGCAGUUGAUGGACUUGUCAACUUUGAAACCUUUUCCGCCUGGACAGCCAGAAAAGUUUGCUUUGUUCUUGGAUAAAGUUGUUGGGUUCAACUUGUCUCCGGCCCGGGAGCGUGCAGGGAUGUCACAGGGAAUUCUGCGUAACCAACUGGCCCGAUGUUCCCCCUGGUUACGUAGCCAGGGAUGUCGAGCGAUGGAGGUGAAGGGGUUGGCGCAGCAAGGGCUCUUCCCCGGGCACGUCGGGGAGGAGAGGGCUGCGCACUCACGCCGGGGGCUGGAGCGGGGCGGGAGAACGGGACAGCUUAAAAUGGCCCGGGCGGGGAAGCUCCUGCGGGAUCCCCGGGAACAGAGAAGGCACCGGGGGCCGGUGCCGGGGGGGUCCCACCGGGCGAUCCCGCAGCGGCGGCCUCGCGCGGAGCCGCCGCGCGCCGAGCUCGCGUCCGCCUCAGCCGGGAAGAUGCAGAAGGGCUGGAAAAAGUACUUCGGGCAGAAGUCCUUCAGCGAGGUGGCCAUGGACGAGUACCUGGGGAGUCUGGGACUCUACCGCAAGAUGACGGCCAAGGACGCCUCUUGCCUCUUCAGAGCCGUCUCGGAGCAACUGUUUUCAUCUCAAAUUCAUCAUUUGGAAGUUAGGAAAGCUUGUGUCUCCUUUAUGAGGCAGCACCAGUCCAAGUUUGAAUCUUAUGUGGAAGGCUCAUUUGAAAAAUACCUAGAACGACUAAGAGAUCCGAAGGAAAGUGCUGGCCAGCUGGAAAUAAGUGCUUUAUCAAUGAUGUACAAGCGAGACUUCAUUCUGUAUCGGUACCCUGGAAAGCCACCCACAUAUGCCACAGACAAUGACUUUGAAGACAAGAUUUUACUGUGUUGUUCCGGCAACGGCCAUUAUGACUCUGUGUAUACAAAACAAUUUCAGGAGAAUGCUGCUGUUUGCCAGGCUCUAUUAUAUGAGGUCCUGUACAAAGGUGUGUUUGGCAUGGAUGAGGAAGAAUUAAGGUCUGCAGUUGAGGUGUUUCGAAGUGGAUCCAAGAAGAACAGAAACAGUGGUCGUGUAGGAAGUGAGGAUGCAAACUUCGGUUGUCUUCAUGAAAAAGUGUCCAGAAAUCCAUCAGAAAAGAGGGUGGAUGACUGGGAAGGCAAUGAUGCUGGCAAUCCAGAGGAAGCUAAGUUCAAACAAGGCAUUGAAGAAGAAAAGCCUUCAGAAAAUCCUCCAAAGAUGCCUGUUCCUUAUAAAGUGCUAAAGGCACUGGACUCUGCGAUCUAUCGAAACGUGGAGUUUGAUGUUUGGCUGGACAGCAGAAAAGAGCUUCAAAAAACUGACUACAUGGUGUUUGCUGGGAGACAGUACUAUUUAGGAGACAAGUGUCAGGUGCGUCUGGAGCCGGGAGAGAGGUAUUACAAUGCUCAUAUCCAGGAAGUUGGACAGGAGGGCAACACAUUGACUGUAUUUGUUGAGGAGCUGGCAGAAAAACAUACAGUUCCUUUGGCAAACUUGAAGCCAGUGACUCAAGUGGCUCCUGUCCUUGCUUGGAACGUGGCUCACAACCGAAGAGGAGGAGCCUAUCAGAAAAUAACGGGUGGACACUUCUCAGGAAUAGAAAUGGGUAUGAAAACACGAAAGAGAAUGCUUAAGAAAGUUCGUGGAAAGGAAGUCUUUAUGACUGUGGCUUAUAGCAGGGGGCAGCCACUUCUUCCACCCCGCCUACAGCACAAUGUUCCUUCGGGGCGCUCUCCUCCAGUUCACUGCUCACAGGGUGGUGCAAACAUGGCACCUUACAAACCCUAUCAUCAGCAGAACCCUCAGAGACAUCACCGUGGAUUUGGCAUGCUGAGGGGAUCUGCCCAAUUUAUAAACAGGCACAGCAUGGUUGGCCCUCAAAUAGCAUUCAACCCCAGUCCAGGAAAGAGAUGUUACCAGAGCUAUGACAAUUUCUCCUGCAGGUCCCGCUCGUACAGCCGUAGCCGCCGUCAGCUGCAGUGUGAGAAUAAGGAGUGUCAGGAUGGGUUUAUGGCAGGGCAUGGAGAGGAGCCUCAAGGGCCAGAAGAAACUCUGACUUUCUAUGAGAUUGAAGGAGAGAAUGAUGCUGCUUUUCCUACCUUGCCAUUUGCUUUUCAGAGCCAGAGUAGUCCUGCUCCCACUGUCCAUAGUCCAGCAGGAUUUUGGGUAGCAAGGAGAAACCAGAACUCUGUUUCACCUAACAAGCAGACCCUGAAUUCCUCAGAGGAAGAGGAAGCAAUAAGUGAAAAUGCUUCCUGUUCUAUCUCCCUUGUAGGAAAAUUUCAUGAAGAAUAUAUCUAUGCACCCCCAGAUCCUGACUGUGAAACUGCAACAGUAUUUAGUUCAGCAGAACCUACAGCAAACUUGGAAGAAGGGCCUGUCUCAGUGUCACCUCACGAGGAAGGGGCUUCCUACAGCUAUCCCCAGAAGGUGUUGGUGAACUCUGCAGGAGUUUCAGCCUCCACAGAUGUUUAUACUGCUCCAGCUACAGGCCUCUCUUCAAAUUCUGCUACCUCCACUCCAGCCAGUGUCACCACAGCAACUCCCCCCCAAACAGCAGUUCAACCUGUCAUAGUAUCUCCCUUUUCUGUGGGGAGGCCAGCAGUUUCUUCGGUGCCAUUCCCAACUUACUCAGCUCCUCUGCCUCCAGUGAGUGAGGUGGGAGAAGCUGGUGCUGUUCUUCCAGCUUACUCUUGUGAUCCCAGUGGCAGUGAUCUGCCUCGAGAUACAAAGGUCUUGCGGUACUACUUUAAUCUGGGAUUGCAGUAUUGCCAUCAGAGCUAUUGGCCUUCCAUGGUGUAUGUACAGCCAGUGCUGCCUCCAUCUUCAGUAGAAGUUUAUCCAGCAUACACUGAGCCAGCUCCUGCCUUAGAUCAGUCAGUACCUCAGAUCUUCACUGAUGCUCGGCAGACUGAAGUCCAGGUUCCCUUGGAAGCACCAGCAAAUGGUAACUUUCCAAAUGCAGAGCCUCCACCCCUAUGCUAUGGACCAGUGUAUUACCCAGUUGUGUCAGACCCCUUCAGCCAGCAGGCUCUGCCUGGGUUUGACACUGUGGUACCUGCCUACCACUAUAUUAGUACCUGGCACCCAGUAAAUCCUGCACAUGGAAGUUCACCACAAAUGGCCAACGCUGUAAGUUCAGGACCACCACACCAAAUCAGCUAUAUUGCCUCACCUAACCCUGUACCCCAUGACAUGCCUCAAGGAAUGUAAAUCUGGGAGCUGGAAACUCAUUCUUGGUUUCUCGUUUCUUGUUUGUCAACUAUUGCUAAUAUAUUUUUGUAAAUGUUAUCCUGUCUUAGGGGGCUGAGUCAGUUGAUGAAGCUGCAUUCAUAUUUCAUGUUUAGGUUUAUGCUCCUAGUUGACAAGAUGUUGUUUUAGUUGAUUAGGGAAGCAUAGGAAAAAGGUACACGCAAUCUAUAAUGCAGGGAACACAACUUGAAUGUGGCUGCAUAAAGUAUGUGGAGAAAAGAGCUGUCACUAAAGGCAUGUAUCUCUGAGAGGUUGCACUGAACACUUGAACACCUGGUUCUUGUUGAAGCACUGAAAUAGGCUGCCACUACAACUAUAGAUAAAAAUUGGGCAUAGAGUCAUUAGAGGGUGAAGAUGUUUAAAAUAAGUUGGCUUUCUCAGAUUUUGCAAAACAAAGCUGCUUUGCCCCUGGUGGUCACAUAUUUAUAACAGCUGUAUUUCUUCUGUCUGCCUUCACAGUGCAUAGAUUUCAUGAUUGGAAAUACAAGAAUAACGUUUUGAUCUGUUGUAUAUUUGUAAGAUUUGUUUUGUGAAAGCUGUUGCACAUAUGGUGAUAGUCUUUGGUGGUUAAUUUGCACUGACAGCACAAAAUAAAAGCAUUGAACAUGUGAAAA